UUUAUGAUCUUCUGAAGCUAUGUUGAUAAGUUACGGUCUCUGGGUCUUUACUGUCAUCAAAACACAACUCCUUCAAGGCGUUAUGCAUAAAUGCAGCACUCGUUCCAUGGACCGUUGCUGCCCUCUUCCGGACAUCUAAUCACCUAAAAUUCUCCGUAAAAAUAAUAUAUUUAUUCGGUUUAGUUAUGUACUUUGGUUUUAGUAACAUCUAUUAUAUCAGUCGGUUCGUUCUUACCACAAUACGAUUUCAUUUAACAUUUUAAAAAUUUGAAUAUUAAUCCGUGCUAAACAAAAAAGUUUCAGCACUAUGGCUGCGAUGCCCCUCCCAUCCUUUACUAUAAAACAUUACAACACACGCUUUCAGGAGUCCAAUUCAACUUAAACAACACUUUGAACGAGAUCACUGCGUAAAAAUAUGGCACACUAUGACGGUUCCUGUGAUGACUUUGAAGAUCUACUGACUAUACCUCUACACAACGACUACGGCAGUGGCAACGGGUUUGCCGAUUCGACUACAGGUGAAGUUCCACGCGAACCGAGUGUUGAACAGGUGAUCAUAGAUUUGACAGCCGAACACGAGGGGGACGAAGCGAUAGAACUUUCAGAUCCCUGGUGGGAGGAGGUGUUCAACGGUGAUGCUGCAGAGGUCCUGCCGCUAUACGAAAACUGUAUCGGGUGCAGCGAUUGCGAGCCAGGCUGUAGCAACUCACGCCAGAGCGGAUGGGGGCAAUCAUCCGGGGGUAGUGAUCAUAGCGCAUGCGCCGAUGAUGAGUCGGACUGGUCCGAGUCGCAGAUGAACGCUAGUGAUCAAGCCUUCGGGGUUGAUGACGACGAAUUACCAUCGAGUGGUCAACAGACACCAAACAGUAUUCAAGCUCCCAUCGAUGAAAACUUAUACGAACAGAUUGAAAAUCCUCAACCGGUUCAUGAAUUUGGCAACAGAAUACUGGAUCAAAUUGAACAGUUUAAAAACCAUUUUGACAAUCGUGACCGUGAGCUUCAUAGCAGAUUAGACACUUUCGACCGCAAACUUCAGCAGUUAGACGAUCGUGUACGUCAGAUUUAUGUUCAGCUGGAUGCUCAUGAUGGUGCUAUUCACUUGGGUCUAGAUAGACAGCGUUUAGCUAUAGAGGAAAUAGCUCGUGAUUUACGCCACCAAAUUCAAACUACCGACAAUUCAAUCGGUCGUUUGCACAACUUAACGCAAGAACAGAUAAGAGAAAGACGUCUAAUGUUCGAAGCCGUGUAUGCUAUGGUUUUCCCGAUAUUUUAUCCAUAGUGCAAAUUUUAUAAGACAUAGCAUUUUUACUCUACAUCCGAUGGUAUUUUACAUUUAUCUACCGCGUGUUUAAGAUAUUACCAUAUAUCUACCUCAUGUUUUAGCAUGUAUUUUGUUUUUAUCUAGCAUUUAUCUACCUCAUAUGUUUUUUGGUUUUAGCAUUUAUCUACAGCAUGUUUUAUCAUAUAUCUACCUCAUGUUUUAGCAAUCAUCUAUAGCAUGUUUUA
Messenger RNA from Paramisgurnus dabryanus, 1506 nucleotides. Lineage: Eukaryota; Metazoa; Chordata; Actinopteri; Cypriniformes; Cobitidae. The record is from RefSeq and is a predicted model, not a curated record.